Molecule: messenger RNA, 1483 nt
Organism: Larimichthys crocea (large yellow croaker)
Lineage: Eukaryota; Metazoa; Chordata; Actinopteri; Sciaenidae
Exons: 6
Coding region: 1-1026 (341 amino acids)
Biological process (GO): response to bacterium
Source: RefSeq, a predicted model, not a curated record
AUGAUCGUGUUCUGUGUUACACUGCUGCUCCUUCAUCAAGGAUAUACACUGGUUCCAGUGACCACAGUUCAACUCGGUGAACCUGUGACCUUCACAUGUGUUUCUACAAAUGAGUUGAACCAAAGAUUUCAUUUGUACAAGCAGACUGCUGGGGAAAAUCUGAAAUUAAUUGUGUCAAUGUGGAAAAAUACAAGCCCUGUGUAUGGACCAGACUUUUCUGCCUCAAGAUUGGAAGUAAAAUUAAAUAAGAACAUGAGCAGUCUGACUAUUUUGAAGACAAAAGAAGAAGAUGAGGGAAUGUAUCACUGUGCAGAAGUGGAAUGGACUAAAAUUACUUGGAGUGCAACCUAUUUGUCGUUAAGAGGAAAUACUCAGAGGACAUCAAACUAUGCUGUUGUUCAGUGGUCGACAGUAUCUGAUCCAGUCCGUCCAGGAGACUCAGUGACUCUGCAGUGUUCAGUCCUCUCUGACUCUGAGAACAAGACGUGUUCAGAAGAUCACAGUGUGUUCUGGUUCAGAGCCGGAUCAGAUAAAUCUCAUCCAGACAUCAUCUACGCUGAUGGAAACAGACAUGAUGAAUGUGACAAGAGUCAGAAACGCUGUGUUUAUCACUUCUCUAAGAACGUCAGCUCCUCUGAUGAUGGGACUUACUACUGUGCUGUGGCCACAUGUGGGGAGAUAUUAUUUGGAAAUAGAUCAAAACAGCAAAUCGGAACCAGUAUGUGCUCACAGACAGACCAUGCCGUUAUUUUUCUGCUGUGCGCUGUCUUGGCUAUAUGUCUGAUUGUUAUAGCCUUCCUCAUUCAUGCCGUCAUGAAGAAAAACAAGUGUGACUGUUACAAUGCUCCUGUUGCUGUGCAAAAACACAGUGGUGGUCAGAAAAGUCAUCAGAGAGACGAGGGCUUGUGGGUUUAUUCUACUGUCGUCUUCACCGUGAUGAAAACUGACAGAGACAUAAUAAAGGAUGCAAAAGCAGCAGAGAGAGAGAGGAUCUAUGCUGCUGUCAAGACAUUUGGGUUGGAUUAGUGAGUUAACAGGUCUCUUUAUCAUGAUUUGGUACUGUAUGAUCGAGUUGAUGUUAGUCUGUUUAGGGCUAAAGAGUUUGUUGUACAGUAUGUGGUUAUUAGGUAAGGCUGUACAUAUUACAUAUCACUUCAAAUUAAGGUUUUUCCUUUUUGAAACAUUUGAAAUGUACAUUUGAAACCAGCAAGUAACUGAAGCAAAUAUAAAUGUAUUCACUGUGUGGUUGAAAGUUUCUCUUUCUUUCGUCAUAAUCUUUCCCUUAAUCAAGCUACACUGUCACACUGUCACACUCUUCUAGUCUUGUCUCUUUCAUGCAAAUGUUCACAGUUAAAAGUUACACUGCAGAGGUUCCUGGGUGGCUUUGGAAUUAAGAUGUCGAUCGAGAAACAUAACGCAUGCACUGUCUUUGUCAACUGUAUUUUUCUUAAUUUUGCAACCGAAUAAAGACAUUUUCUGUCAA